Messenger RNA from Quercus robur (English oak), 1521 nucleotides. Its product is annotated as serine/threonine-protein kinase-like protein CCR4. The coding region runs from base 1 to 1521 and encodes 506 amino acids. The record is from RefSeq and is a predicted model, not a curated record. Lineage: Eukaryota; Viridiplantae; Streptophyta; Magnoliopsida; Fagales; Fagaceae. Gene Ontology annotation, biological process: protein phosphorylation. The transcript has a single exon. Gene Ontology annotation, molecular function: protein serine/threonine kinase activity; ATP binding.
AUGGAAGAAAGAAGUGAAUCACUAGUAGAGUACUCAUUUUUCCCAUCAACCGUGUCAGAGUCAUCAGGCAGUUUCAGUUGUAUAUGGAAUGGAACAAAUCCAAGCUCCCCUAUUUACAUUCCAUCAAUUUUCCCAGCCAACCACUCAGAUAGUGAAAGUGAUAGUAUUCCAGGAUCCAACGAAACAUAUCCAAAAUUCCCUCAUAAUUCCAAUUCCAUAGUGUCAUUCUUCCCACCAGCCAGGUCUCCAACAAGCAGUACCGAAAAUUAUGAGAUAAUAAUUACAAAUCCUUCCAUAUCAGCAACAAGUUUUUCCAUUCCAACAAUCUUCCCACCCAUCAUGUCUGAGACUGAGACCGACGGUAGUUGUUCAGAGUCUGACCAAUCACCUCGUGCACAAUUUUCUAAUUCCGUAGUGUCACUAUUCCCACCAGCCGGGUCUCAAACAGACAGUAGUAGCUCCAAAAAUUAUGAAAUAACAAUUCCAACUGAUCCUUCCAUAUCAGCAAGGCCUAACCGCAGAGUCCAAAUAGCAACCUUUAAAGACUUGAUUGAGUUUCUUAAGCCAAAGAGUAGUAGUAGUUCAAAAUCUAACCAAACAUCUCAAAAAUUCUCUCAUUCCAAAAAAAAAUCUGUAUUGUCGUUCUUUUCCACAGCCAAGUCACAAACAAACAGAUCUGAGCCUAGACGCACAAUCAUAACUACAAGCUUCAGAGACUUGACGGAAUUUCAUUUGCAAAUGCUACUUGAAGCCACUCACAACUUCUCAGAAGAUCACAAGAUUGGAACAGGUAGUUUUAGCUCAGUCUACCGUGCCACUUUAGACGAUGGCCAAGUAGUGGCUAUUAAGCGUGCUCAACUAUCAAUGUCUAUAAAGAAUGAAUACGAAGAUUUGUCCCACCUUAACCACAAGAAUCUCGUUCGCUUAUUGGGAUUUUGUGAGGAUGGUAACGUGCGUGUAGUGGUCUACGAAUACAUGGAAAAUGGUACCCUUCAUGACCAUCUUCAUAAGCUUCAAAGUACUCCUCUAAUAUCAUGGGCUGCCCGGAUUAAAGUGGCACUAGACGCAGCUAAAGGCAUUGAGUAUCUGCAUGCAUAUGCAGUACCGCCAAUCGUACACUAUGACAUCAAAUCUUCUAACAUAUUACUAGAUGCCACGUGGACUGCCAAGGUAUCUGAUUUUGGCCCAUCUUUUAUGUCAUACCUUUCAAUUCUUGGGGCAGGCAGUGUGGACCCCGAGUACUAUAAGCUUCAAUUGUUAACACCCAAAAGUGAUGUGUACAGUUUUGGAGUAGUAUUGCUAGAAAUUUUGUCUGGAUACAAAGCACUUUAUAGAGACGAAAACGGUGAGCGACAAAGUAUAGUUGAUUUUGUAGUGCCAUACAUUGCCCAAGAUGAAAUUCACAAGAUUUUGGACCCAAAAAUACCACCACCGACCCCAUUUGAAUUAGCAGAAGUGGCAUAUGUUGGGAACCUAGCACUGCAUUGUGUAAGUCUAGAAGGUCGAAAUCGCCCUCAAUGA